Molecule: messenger RNA, 3030 nt
Organism: Talaromyces stipitatus ATCC 10500
Lineage: Eukaryota; Fungi; Ascomycota; Eurotiomycetes; Eurotiales; Trichocomaceae
Product: protein mannosyltransferase 1
Exons: 5
Coding region: 1-2841 (946 amino acids)
Biological process (GO): protein O-linked glycosylation via mannose
Cellular component (GO): endoplasmic reticulum; membrane
Molecular function (GO): dolichyl-phosphate-mannose-protein mannosyltransferase activity
Source: RefSeq, a predicted model, not a curated record
AUGUCUCCAAAAUCUAAGGAUACGCUCAAUGUGCGGCCGGUCUCUCGAGGCAACCGUUCGCGCAGUCGCAGUCGUAGUCGCAGUCGAUCCCCCAAUCCAAAGUCGAAAAAGUCUGCGCCUAAGAACAAAAAGGAUUAUUCAUCAGAAGGCGUCACGAAUAAUGAUAUUUUCAAGCUCCCAGCUUCAGACUAUCUAUGGCUUGCUGGUUUGACCCUGGCGGCCGCCGCAGUCCGAUUGUUUCGCAUCUACCAACCUUCAAGCGUCGUCUUUGAUGAGGUCCAUUUCGGUGGUUUCGCGACCAAAUACAUCAAGGGCAGAUUUUUUAUGGAUGUCCACCCUCCACUUGCCAAAUUGCUCAUCACAUUGGCCGGUUGGCUCGCUGGCUUUCAAGGCGACUUUGAUUUCAAGGAUAUCGGAAUGGACUACCUUGAACCCGGCGUUCCAUAUGUCGCUAUGCGUCUGCUGCCCGCUAUUCUGGGUGUCUUGACUGUACCCCUAAUGUUCCUGACAUUGAAAGCGACUGGCUGCAGAACGUCUACUGCGAUCAUGGGCGCAGUAUUGGUUACCUUUGAUAAUGCUCUUACCACUCAAUCUCGUUUCAUUCUGCUCGAUUCGCCCCUGAUUUUCUUCACGGCUUUGACUGCCUUAUCAUUUGCGUGCUUCACCAAUCAGCAUGAACAAGGCCCCAGCAAAGCAUUCAAAGGGCCUUGGUGGUUCUGGUUGGCCUUUUCAGGACUUUCCUUGGGUGCUACACUAAGCGUGAAAUGGGUAGGGCUCUUUACCACAGCGUGGGUGGGAUCCUUGACCAUCCUUCAGCUUUGGGUUUUGUUGGGCGAUGCGAGCAAUGUCACACCACGUCUGUGGUUCAAACACUUCUUUGCGCGAUUCUUCUGUCUCAUCGUCAUCCCCCUCGGCUUCUAUGUCGCAAUGUUUGGUAUUCAUUUUCUCUGCUUGGUAAACCCCGGAGAAGGUGAUGGCUUCAUGUCUUCUGAAUUCCAGGCUACUCUGAACUCCAAGGGCAUGCAAGAUGUUCCAGCAGAUGUCGCUUACGGUUCUCGAGUCACUAUUCGUCAUGUUAAUACCCAGGGUGGUUAUCUCCACUCGCAUGCACACAUGUAUCCCACUGGAAGCCAACAGCAACAGGUCACGCUCUAUCCCCAUAAGGAUGAGAAUAACGUCUUCCUGCUCGAAAACCAGACUCAACCCCUUGGACCUGAUGGAACAGAAAUCGAAGGACCAUUAGCGUGGGAUAACGGAACUGCCGAAUACAUUUACGAUGGUGGUGUCAUUAGGCUGUACCACUUGCUCACUCAUCGCCGCAUUCACUCUCACGAUGAGCGUGCUCCCAUCACUGAUGCUGACUGGCAAAACGAAGUGUCUGCUUAUGGUUAUGAAGGAUUUCCUGGUGAUGCCAAUGACCUCUUCCGUGUUGAGAUCGUCAAGUCUGCUUCAGAUGGCGAAGAAGCCAAGAAGCGCCUGCGUACUAUCCAAACGAAAUUUAGACUUAUCCACAUCAUGACCGGAUGUGCUUUGUUCUCGCACAAGGUAAAGCUACCUGACUGGGGUUUUGAUCAACAGGAAGUCACUUGCGCCAAACAAGGCACUCUCCCUAACAGUCUUUGGUAUAUUGAAUCGAACGCUCAUCCCGCGUUGAAAGAGGAUGCAGAGAAAGUCAACUACCGAAAUCCCGGUUUCCUAGGAAAGUUCUGGGAGCUUCAGAGAGUCAUGUGGACAACUAACGCCGGUUUGACCGAGUCGCAUGCCUGGGACUCUCGCCCCCCUUCAUGGCCAACUCUCCUUCGUGGUAUCAACUUCUGGGGUAAAGACCACCGUCAGGUCUAUUUGCUCGGAAACCCUCUCAUUUGGUGGUCAUCGACCGCUGCGAUUGCAAUUUAUGUUCUUUUCAAGGGUCUUGCAGUUCUGCGCUGGCAACGAGGCUAUACUGACUACAAGAACAUCAACUUCAAGCGGUUCGACUAUGAGGUCGGCACUACAGUGCUUGGAUGGGGUUUCCACUACUUCCCUUUUUUCCUCAUGGCUCGUCAGUUGUUUUUGCACCAUUAUCUCCCAGCGCUGUACUUCGCUAUUAUGGCCUUGUGCCAGACUUUUGACUUUAUCUUGAACCGUGUGCAGCUCCCUGUUAUCGGCAAGAAAUCGAUCGUUGGCCAUGGACUUAUUGCAAUUUUCCUCGCGUUGAGCAUCUGCGUCUUCGUUAUUUACUCUCCCCUCGCCUAUGCAAAUCCUUGGACAAGAGAUACCUGUCAAAGUGUUAAGUUACUAGACACUUGGGACUUCGAUUGUCCAAUCUUUCAUACUGACUUGAACGAUUAUAUAACACCAUUUUCAAGUGUGAACGAGCCAGUGAAGUCUCAGGCUCCCGCAGUUCCUCCUAAUCAGAACCCGAUUCAGAACCAGCAACAGCAGCCCAUUGGCAAAAAUCCAGACAGCAACAAACAGUUCGUGACCGCCCAACCAGCGAGCUCAAACCGAAUCAUUGGCCGUGAAGAGCGCGUCGAAUACCGCGAUGAAGCCGGCAACAUCUUAGACCCGAAGGAAGUUGCCCGACUACAAGCAGAGGGGAAAGUCUCCUUGCAAACCAAAUACCAAACUCAAACCCGAGUCAUUGAUGCAAACGGCAACCAAAUCAUCAAAAAUGCCGAACAUGCUCCUCCACACCCAGACGUCGAAGGUCAGAAUCCAGAGACCAACCGAAAUGGUGAGGACAGUACUGCCCCUCGAAAUGAACCAGCAUCGGCCGCAGGCUCGGAGAAGUCUGUUUAUGAUGAAAAGGUUGCCAGUACGCCUAAGCCUGCAAGUGAAGGUCAAGGAGCGACGAAAUGAUUGUCGUGCAUAGCAUGUUUGUAGUUCAGUUUUGGUCUAUGUUACCUUUUUUCUCUUCAAUUUCGUACUAAUGUAUACGACAUCGGUGCGUGACAUGUCUCUGUGUACCAUACAUUUCUCUCUCUUCUUUUUUUCCUAUCUAUAAUGAGUUACCAAAGGAGAAAAUCUGAUGAUUUAUACAUCUCUCAA